UCACCACGUCACUAACCCGGAAGUGGGUCGUCGCGUCUCCGUUCUCGGCUGUGUUUGUUGACAGCUUCCUUUCAGGAGCAAAACUCGAGACCAAAGCUCCUCAUACUACAGUAGCACUGCAUCGUAGGACUGAAGGUGUCAUACCACGGAGUAGUGUCUGAUAAUACUACAGUAGUACUGUAUCGUAGGACUGAACGUGUCAUACCACGGAGUGUCGUGUGAUAAUACUACAGAGUAUCGCAACACUACGGACUGAAGAUGAACGUGACGCUGGCAGUGAAGCAGUACGUCACCAGGAUGAUCGAGGACAGCGGGCCGGGCAUGAAGGUCCUGCUGAUGGACAAGGACACGACCAGUAUCGUCAGCAUGGUGUACACCCAGUCAGAGAUCCUACAGAAGGAGGUGUAUCUCCUGGAGAGAAUCGACUCUCAGAACCGGGACAACAUGAAGCACCUGAAAGCGAUCUGUUACCUGCGUCCUACCAAGGAGAAUGUGGAGAGUCUGAUCCAGGAGCUGAGAAGACCCAAGUACAGUGUCUACUUCAUCUACUUCAGUAACGUCAUAAGUAAGAGUGAGAUCAAAGCACUGGCGGAGGCCGACGAACAGGAAGUGGUGGCCGAGAUCCAGGAGUUUUAUGGGGACUUCAUUGCUGUGAAUCCUCAUCUCUUCUCCCUUAACCUGCAGGGCGUUGCCAGGGGGCGGAGCUGGGACCCCACCAUGCUGGCCCGCUCCACUCAGGGCCUGACAUCGGUCCUGCUGGCGCUCAAGAAGUGUCCGGUCAUCAGAUACCAGCUGUCCUCCGACAUGGCCAAGAGACUGGCCGAGAGCGUCAAGCUCAUCAUCACUAAGGAGUACGAGUUGUUUGACUUCAGGAAGACUGAAGUUCCUCCACUGCUGCUGAUCCUCGACCGCAGCGACGACGCCAUCACCCCCCUCCUCAACCAGUGGACGUACCAGGCGAUGGUCCACGAGCUGCUGGGUCUGAACAACAACCGCAUCGACCUGUCCCGCGUCCCGGGGAUCAGCAAGGACCUCCGCGAGGUGGUGCUGUCGGCCGACAACGACGACUUCUACGCCAACAACCUGUACCUAAACUUCGGGGAGAUCGGCACCAACAUCAAGAACCUGAUGGAAGACUUCCAGAAGAAGAAACCGAAAGGACAGCAGAGGCUGGAGUCCAUCUCAGACAUGAAGGCCUUCGUGGACAGCUACCCCCAGUUCAAGAAGAUGUCGGGGGCGGUGUCGAAGCACGUGACGGUGGUGGGGGAGCUGUCCCGCCUGGUGGCGGAGCGGCAGCUGAUGGAGGUCUCAGAGGUGGAGCAGGAGCUGGCCUGUCAGAACGACCACUCCAGCGCCCAGCAGAAGGUGCGUCGGUUGCUCCGCCUCCCGGGGGUGUGUGAGCUGGACGCCGUCCGCCUGGUGAUGCUCUACGCCCUGCGCUACGAGCGCCAUAGCAACAGCGCGCUGCCCGCCAUGAUGGAGGAGCUCGCCAAGAGGGGCGUGUCCGAGAAGUACCGCAAGAUGGUCCACAGUGUGGUCGAGUACGGGGGGAAGCGGGUGAGAGGAAGUGACCUCGUCACGGCAACGGACGCCGUGGCGAUAACCAAACAGUUCCUCAAGGGGCUCAAGGGCGUGGAGAACGUGUACACUCAGCACCAGCCGCUGCUACAGGACACUCUGGACCAGCUGGUGAAGGGGAAGCUGAGAGACGCACAGUUCCCCUACCUGGGGGCCAGCAGCCUCAGAGACAGGUACACACCUGGGGGCCCUCACCUGGGGGCCAGCAGCCUCAGAGACAGGUACACACCUGGGGGCCCUCACCUGGGGGCCAGCAGCCUCAGAGACAGGUACACACCUGGGGGCCCUCACCUGGGGGCCAGCAGCCUCAGAGACAGGCCCCAGGACGUGCUGGUGUUCGUGGUGGGCGGGGCCACCUACGAGGAGGCGCUGUGCGUCUACAACCUGAACCGCUCGGUGCCAGGGGUCCGCAUUGUCCUGGGGGGCACCACCGUGCACAGCACCAAGAGCUUCCUCGAGGAGGUAACCAUGACGACCGGCAACAUCAGCGACAGGGCCGGAGCGGGGCGGAACCUUAGCAGACGCUGAACACACACACACGCACACACACGCACACACACACACACACACACACACGCACACGCACACGCACACGCACACACGCACACACACACGUAUGUGUUGUGAUAUCAUUAAGUUAUGUUGUGAUUCGUUAUGAUUUGAUUGUUGUCGGUCUUUCUGCUCUGUUGUGUUGUUUGUUUGUGUGAUUAUUUUGAUGUAAUAAAGUGUUACACAGAG
This is a messenger RNA of Gadus morhua (Atlantic cod), 2316 nucleotides long. It is a transcript of the gene vps45, whose product is annotated as vacuolar protein sorting 45 homolog. Gene Ontology annotation, biological process: vesicle-mediated transport. The coding region runs from base 259 to 2106 and encodes 615 amino acids. NCBI's taxonomy places the organism in Eukaryota, Metazoa, Chordata, Actinopteri, Gadiformes, Gadidae. The transcript is spliced from 16 exons. The record is from RefSeq and is a predicted model, not a curated record.